Malus domestica (apple) is the source of this 2139-nucleotide messenger RNA. Its product is annotated as probable serine/threonine-protein kinase PBL7. The record is from RefSeq and is a predicted model, not a curated record. Lineage: Eukaryota; Viridiplantae; Streptophyta; Magnoliopsida; Rosales; Rosaceae. Gene Ontology annotation, molecular function: ATP binding; protein kinase activity. Gene Ontology annotation, biological process: protein phosphorylation.
AACACCCACCCUCCUUCUUCCUCCUCUGAGUCAGUCGGUCUCUCUCCUGCCAAAUAUUUUUCACAGAUUGCACUUUCUCCCACUCUAAUCCAACCUUUCUUUAAUCCAAAAAACCCAUUUGUUAUAGUACAUUGCUGUCUCUGAUACUCCAUCUCUCUCUCUCUCUCUCUCUCUCUGUCCACCCACAUUCAUUUGGAAAUUCUCUCCUACCCUGCAAGCAAAAGCAGCUUUCACCUUUUCUGUGGGUCUCUCUCUUGUUUCUGGGAUUGUGUGCUUUUACUCAUUGAGAUCUGCUUAAAAAAUGGGUUACUCCCCAGGCACUUUCACCUACUCCAGAGAGCCACCCAAUGCUCCUCCUCCUCUUCCUCUACACACUUCCUCCUCUUUAGCCAUACAUCACCAUUACUACAAUGACCACAGACUCAAAACCCUUGUAAAGAAAAUGUUCAGGCAGCUUGGUCUGGCCUGCUUUCUCCCACCUCCUCGCCGGAGGACGACCAACCAGAAGACCCCAUUUGAUGACGACGGCAACAAUGGCGGCAACAGCAGCAACAACAACAAGAAGAUAAAUUUAGAGCACAACAAAGCGUGGCUGCUGGCGGAGUCCGGCGGGUGUGGGGCGGAGUUGGCAAAUGCCGAUCCCCAAUCGGUUCACUCCUCUUUCAGGUUCAGCUUCUGCUCUCAGGUCGAGCUGGAAUCCAUGAACAUGAGCUCCUCCGCCGCUGCAACGGUUCUAAUGGUGAAUUUGGGAGAUGGGUUGUCUGAAUCCAAAGCUAAAGAGAUGCAAUGGAGGAGAUUUGAGUCGUUGGAGAGGAGCAUAUCCCCAGUGGCUCACACGCUGAUCAGAUUUAGCUACGGUGAAAUUCUCGCAGCUACUCGUAAUUUUUCGAAAGGUAGAGUUUUAGGGAGAGGAGCUUUGAGCUGUGUGUUUAGAGGCAGAGUUGGGAUUUUGAGAACUGCUGUGGCGAUCAAGCGAUUAGACAAGGAAGAUAAAGAGUCUGCUAAGGCAUUUUGUAGAGAGCUGAUGAUUUCUUGCUCUCUUCACCACCCAAAUGUAACACCUCUUGCGGGAUUUUGCAUCGAUCCAGAGGAGGGUUUGUUUUUGGUUUAUAAGUAUGUCUCCGGGGGAAGCUUGGAGUGUCAUUUACAUGAGAAAAAGAGGGGAGUUAAGGGCUCUGCAACACUUCCUUGGUUCGUAAGGCACAAGGUUGCUAUUGGAAUUGCUGAGGCAAUUGCAUAUCUGCAUAAUGGAACUGAACGCUGUAUUGUUCACAGAGAUAUCAAACCCUCGAACAUUCUCCUUUCGUCCAAGAAAACUGCCAGGCUAUGUGAUUUUGGAUUAGCCACUUGGACUUCCGCACCUUCCGUCCCUUUCCUUUGCAAAACUGUCAAAGGAACAUUUGGUUACUUGGCUCCUGAGUAUUUCCAGCACGGGAAAAUAUCCGAUAAAACUGACGUGUAUGCUUUUGGGGUGGUCUUGCUGGAAUUGAUAACUGGUAGGAAGCCGAUUGAAGAAAGAAGGCCACAAGGAGAAGAAAACUUGGUUCUAUGGGCAAAGCCCCUCUUGUGUAAAGGGAAAGGAGCUAUUGAGGAGCUGCUUGAUCCACAUAUAAAAUGCACUUCGAGAAAUUCAAAUCAAAUAGCCCGGAUGAUUGAAGCUGCAGCUGCCUGCAUAACGAGUGAAGAAUCCCGAAGACCGAGCAUUUGUGAGAUAAUGGCAAUACUUAAAGGUGAAGAAGAAUGUAUCGUUUCCAAGAGGAAGAGGCCUAGUUUUCUGGGGAGUGGACUGGUCAUUGAUUGUCAUUCUCAGUUACAGCAAACGAAAAGCGAGGUGCAGAAUCACCUAGCUUUGGCUAUGUUAGGAGUUUCCGAGUUUGAAGACGAUGAUCACCUUUGCGCUUGUUGAUACAUUGCACCGGAACUAUCUGGAUUUUUCAGUUCUUAGAUUUGUUGUUGCUUGCUUGAACUCUGAACAGAGUGGUAUGCUAGAAGUGAGUACGAGAGUUGAUAUUGUAGGUAGGAAUAGGAGUCUGCUGUGUAUAUAUCUUCCAUGUACCUGUCCCUAUCCAACUAUUCUAACAGGAAAAUUGUAACACAUUUUUCUUCUUUUUUUAGUUUAAAGAUUUUGUGUCAUUGUCA